Messenger RNA from Panthera uncia (snow leopard), 3881 nucleotides. RefSeq lists its product as uncharacterized. The annotation marks the transcript as partial. Lineage: Eukaryota; Metazoa; Chordata; Mammalia; Carnivora; Felidae. The transcript has a single exon. The record is from RefSeq and is a predicted model, not a curated record.
GCUGGCAGUGCGGUCAACGGCAUCGGCCCCGCCGCCCCCCCGCAGCCCACUGGGGACCGUGGGCCCCACCAGGGCGAGAGGGGCUCCUGCGUCAGUACCGCCAACAGCGCCCCCCCGACUGCACCCUUCCGGGAAGGCGGGGGCCCCGGCAGACGGGACAGUGUGCUGCUGCCAGCCCUGCGAGAGACCCACGUCGUCCAAAGUGGGGACCCCAGAGCUGCUCUCAGGGCAGAAGGUCCUGCCUUGGAAGUACAAGUCCACGACUUCCAGAUGCCGGUCCCGGAUUACCCUCCCCUUCGGGGCUCGGCUGGAGACACAGUUGACGGGGAAGAAAAGGACGGUCUUCCCGAGAGCCACCCUGAGGAGGGACCCCCGGCGGGCCUUCACCCCAGGGCCGGGGGGCAUGGCUUGAAUAUGCCCUUCUCCUUGAAGAGAAGCUGGGAUUCCUUAAAUGAGGCCGUGGCAACAGAAGCCCUAAGUGUCGGCUUCAAAGAAGAGGACGCUGCUCAGGCCGUGCCCGGGGUCGAUUCGAGAACUGGGUGGGAGGAUGCGCCCGGCUCCACCGCAGACGGGAGUGGGGAUGCGGUGGACGAGGACGCGGCGGUGGCCGAAGCCCUUGCGGCUUUGGAAGCGGCCACCGCAGGAGAAGAUGCGGAAGAAGCAGAUUAGGGCUCCCGAGCUGGUGUCGCGCCGCGCUUGCCCGGUGCGCGUGCUCCUUGCGCGCAGCUGACGUCCUGCAGCCUUAACGGGUAGCCUCGCCGACUGUGCAACAGCGUCCGUUCUGGCGAUUGGCAGUGCCUGCGCCAGGCCGCUUGUUGCGAAGUAUCGGAAGCCCCGCUGUGUAGACGGGGUGUCACUCAGGAGGCCGGAAUAAAAAUCAGAGGGGACGAUGCGCCGGUGCCCACAGCACAGGCAGAAAUUAAACAGCCUGCUCAUCAACCCACAAACCCCCCUCUGAGAACGCUCGGAAAUCCCAGUGCUGAAUCCCAAGAGUGCAUAAUCACAGAACGUUCUGUUGGUAAAUUCACGGUCUCGCUUCUGAGAGCCAGACGUUGUACCCAACCCGGAAAAGGUAACUACUCCCGCUGAAAGUGCCUCGUGUGUCCCCAGAGCUUGGCUUACCUUCAGGGACGGUCUCCCAGGGAACUAAUAACUAACCACUUGUUUGAUAUCCAGUUAAGCUCAGCAGCUUUCAGGAUGGGGCAGAAGCCACUAGUGAACAAAUGGUUAGUUGUUAGCUGUGAUAUGAAGACACCUUGACCUUAACUUUUUUUACAUUAUUACUUUUUAAUCUCCUCUGGGAUUGGGGAAGCCGGUCAAAAUAAUUCUUAAACCUGCUUGUGACCAUUUGACUUGUAAAUUCAUGAGAUUGGGAACAGCGAAGAGAUCAGAUGGAGUGUUCUAUGCCACUUUAAUGUCUGAUUCCGAUUAAAACAUAACAACAUGUGAGUGUGUCUGUCGUAACUCAAAGGCGGUUCUAAUGUGCCAGCCUUGAGUGUCAGUAAGCCUUGACGUUUGCUUCCAUGUAAAGAGCUGCACUACUAAGUUAACAGGUGAGGAGGAGAGCAAGUCAGUUUGCUGAGAACGGCUUUGGCUGGCUGUCCCUGCCUAGAAACACCUGACAGCGUGACCGCACGCGCCGAUCUCCCCCUAAGGAGGAACAACAGCCCCCUCUGCAUUUCCGCCUUGUAAUUUAUAGGAAGGAGAACUGCCGUUCUGACAUGGCCCAGUGGAGAAUUUAAAGCACGGUCAAGUCCAUCUAGAGAAACGGGAACCCAGAAGAGCUUUAGGAUGGCAUUUCAUAACACAGGCUCUGAAAUCCGACUGACCUUGGUCUGGUUUCCAGCUGUGCCAUGCGACCUUAGACAAGUAAUUGAUCCCUUCUCCUUUCCCAUCUGUUAAGUCAGAGUAAUAAUGGUGUGUGUUUGUAGAGAUUAAACGAGAUGAUGCAGGUGUUUAUCACAGUGCCUGGCACAGAAGACGCACUCAAUAAAAUGAUAAGUCUUAUUAGCUAAAAACAAAUCCUUUAAAAAUGGCUUUAUGUCCUCACAACUGAAAUGUCUGUAACGUCAUCACCGCGUAUUGGUAAUUAUUUAAUAGAAAACAUGAUUUCCCAGCAUCUUUAAGGACGGCACCCUGACAAAUGCUUAACAGGCAUACAUUACCCUGGGUUUGUUUGGGGACAUACCAUCUGUACCUACAAGGUCACACAGAGCCCCUAAAAUAGAAACUGUUGUCCUUGUUACAUGCGUUGUAUGUGUGUUUGUUAUUUUACUUCGUACACCCAAUGCUUCAUGUUUGAGAAUGAGUCCUUCAGUUCCCCAAGUGUAUCUAUUGGGAUUAGAUUCGGCUGCAUGUGAUAAAUGGCUUAUACAAUAGAGACGUAUUUACCUCUUGUGUAAAAGGAGGCCGGAAGUAGCAGUCCAGGGUGCUAGAGUGUCCCAUUCUGUCAGCAACCAGUGCUCCUAUCAUCUUGGCUUCCUUCUCAAGAUCACUGUGUAGUCCAAUCAUUACAUUUGCUUUCCACGCAGAAAAAAGAAUAAAGGAAGGGGCGCUGGGGUGGCUCAGUUAAGUGUCCAUCUCUCGAUCUCAGCUCAGGUCUUGGUCUCAGGGUCGUGAGUUCAAGCCCCGCGUUGGGCUCCACGCUGAGACAUUGAGUGUUGAGGUGGUCAGCUUACAGCCUCAGAAUAGAGCUCAGAAUAGAGCCAGUUUGCUAAAGGUCGAAAGGCCAUAUUUUACAUUUAGUAUAACCCCAAAGGGGAUUCAACCUUCGGUCCGGUGGAAGGAGGACUGGACAGCUACGGGCAUCUCGACUUCCCCUGCUGUCUCUAAAACAGAAGAAGGAAAGAAGGAAAUUCAGACAGAAAGAGGGUAAGGUGAGGAGUUAGUGCAGACGGGUCUCUGUACCUUGCACAGAAACCCACUCCUGCACUUGGAACGUGUGCACGAUUUUACAUCCUGAGACGGCUGCAUAUUCACCAUGAUCAGCAGUUCUCCUAAGUUUUAAAGAUUGUUUUUUGUGUGAAUAACUGCUUCAAAAAGGUUAGCAGAUGGCCAAGGUUUUCAAGGUUUUUUGUUUUUUGUUUUUUGGGUUUUUUUACGUUUGUUUGUUUUUAAAGCUAUCAUGGCUCCUUUUGUCUAACCCCACAUCCAGGCUCUACCAAAGGAUGUCAGAGGAAGUCAGAAUCUAAAGAAUGAAAAGAAAUUCCAGACUGUAGCUUUAGCCACCAGGUUGUCUAGCAACUGACUAAGCGUCCCACCCCGUGCAGCGUGUCUUCUUUCUGCAGUCGGGUGCACCCCCCUAUCAGAAACGUGAUGCUUGCCAAUAGUGAACUUUUCAAAUAUUCUGAACGCCCCCAAAGCGCCAAUGCGCCCUGAACGUGAGGCACUGGCUGUGGUCAGGAGUGGACAUCCUGGUCUUCCAUGAACUUAGCAAACUGCAUCAUGUGGGUAUUUACCACGUUAAAUCUCGACUGUGAUUGUGAUACAAGAUUAUUACUAUAUUACAUGUAUGUGUAUAUAUGUGUAUAUGCACACACACGUUCUUUACUGGCAGAAGUUGAACUGUCAUAUAAAUAUGAAAGUAGAUAUUUUUCCUCUGGUUUCCAAGGCCAUUAGUAGCCAGUUGUUAUAACUGUCAAACCCGAUCUUCAAAGGAACAAAGAGAAUUUGAGGUUGCUUAACACACGCCCAUUUGUCCACGCUCAGCAACUGCUGGCCAGACGCCAUUUCUCCCUUUCUGCUUCACUCUGCCUCUGACCCAAAGGAUAAGACUCACUCUUCCUAAGUUUUCCAUCAGCAUCUGCAAGCAGGAGGCCCUCGGAAGCGUAAAGGAGGCACAAAAUCCAAGUAUGUGAGCAAAGAUCUGACUCCCUUAGUUU